Culicoides brevitarsis is the source of this 2094-nucleotide messenger RNA. Its product is annotated as solute carrier family 2, facilitated glucose transporter member 1-like. The transcript has 4 exons. Gene Ontology annotation, cellular component: membrane. The record is from RefSeq and is a predicted model, not a curated record. NCBI's taxonomy places the organism in Eukaryota, Metazoa, Arthropoda, Insecta, Diptera, Ceratopogonidae. Gene Ontology annotation, biological process: monosaccharide transmembrane transport. Gene Ontology annotation, molecular function: hexose transmembrane transporter activity. Bases 447 to 1973 code for a protein of 508 amino acids.
CAGACCCACAAAACUAAACAAUCGCAAACUUGAUUGUGCAAUUUAUUUCUUCUUUGUUUUAAAUUUACAAACAUUUUACGCGACUUCCUCAUCCUCCAACUCCUGUCACGAACAAAUUUUUCACCUGUUCUUGUACUUAACGCAUCAAAUCGAGCUUCAAAAGUCUGCAAUGAACGAAAAAAAGUGUUCUGAAAUUUUAUGACAACUCACACAGAGACAAGAAAGAAACAAAAAACAAGAAAAAGUUAAUAAGCAAGAAUUCUAAUUUAAAUAUUUAUUAAUUUAAAGUUCAACAUCUACGAUACACACAACGCAGAGAUUACGCAGAGUGGAUGAUAACCGUGUGUUGCUGGAAUGUCGUAAUCUAAUCUCUCGAUUGUUUAGUUUUUAAUUUUUAAUUGGUUUUUCGGAGGAGAUACGUUCAUUUAAGCAGAAAACUCGAAUAAAUGGCAACGAAUAAGUUACUUGAGGAAGGCACCGCGAACAAUCCAAGUACAAAUGUGACGCCAAGUAGGGCGUUACUGCCACGACAAACGCCCCCUUCUUUAUGGACUCCGUGGCUCGUAAUAACGGGCGUUUCCACGACAUUUGGUGCUUCCAUCGCGUGCGGCUAUCACAUUGGCGUGAUAAAUUCGCCCGGCAAGUUCAUCAAACAAUGGUGCAACGAGACAAUUUUCGAAAUUUAUGACACGGCGAUGUCACACGACACGCUGGAAGCGCUCUGGGCGUUUAUUGUGUCGAUUUUUCUCGUUGGCGGCGCGGUUGGAUCUCUCAGCGGAGCAUGGGUCUCAAAUAAGCUUGGGAGAAAAAAAGCUUUUUUUGGAUGCAGUGUCUUGUAUAUCCUCGGAGGGCUCUGUUUUCAACUUUGUCGCUCGUUUUCCUCCGUCGAGUUGCUUGUCGCGGGGCGUUUGGCAGUCGGAUUGGCUUCUGGCUUGACAACGAGCACAAUUCCGAUGUAUUUGUCGGAAAUUGCCCCCAUGGAGUUACGAGGCACCUUCGGGGUACUUGCUUCGAUGGGCAUCACAGGCGGCGUCGUGGUCGGACAAGUUUUUAGUUUGACGGAAAUUUUCGGCACAGACGAUUUGUGGCAAUUUGCGUUGAGUUGCUACACCGUCAUCGUCAUAAUUUGCCUUUUGCCGUACAUGUGGCUGCCGGAAUCGCCCAAAUAUUUGUAUCUCGUGGCGAAUAAUCGAACGGAUGCCGAACAGGAACUCAUGCGACUUCGAAGCAGCGAUGCCCAUAUCAAGACCGAGAUGGAUGCGAUGAAUCCGAAUAAUCGCGCGAACAUUUGCGAGAAAAGGUCGUUGUGUUCGGUUGUUAGAGAUCCGAAGCUGUUGUUGCCAUUGGUGCUUGUUUGUGCCUUGCAAGGAGGGCAGCAAAUGUCGGGAAUUAAUGCAGUUUUUUAUUAUUCCGUGCAGCUGUUUGAAAGUAUCGGACUGAGUCAGAAAAAGGCGCAGUUUGCGAAUUUGGGAGCGGGAUGCAUUAAUUUGUUUGUGGCGUUUUUCAGUCCGGUUUUGAUGCAGAAAGUUAAUCGGAGACCGUUGGCGUUGUUGUCGAUUUCGAUGAGUGCGGUGUUUUUGUUUGUGCUGACGUUGGCGAUACAGUUCAUUGACUCCGUGUCAUGGUUCGCAUACGCCUGCAUCGCAUCCGUCUUUCUCUACAUCUUCUUUUAUCAACUCGGGCUCGGUCCAUUGCCAUAUUUCAUCGCAGCUGAACUCUUCGAAGUCGGUCCCCGUCCCGUUGCCAUGGCACUCGGAAGCCUUUCGUCGUGGCUCUGCAACUUUCUCGUUGGCCAAUUUUUCCCGAUACUCAACAGUAAAUGGGGUGCCUUUGUCUUUCUUCCAUUCGCCACAACGUGCGUCUUACUUACGCUUCUCGUGUACUUUUUCCUGCCCGAGACACGCAAUCAAGACCCCUCAACUAUCGCACCAAAGGUUUCCAAAGGAUUCAAAUCGAAGGUAAUGCGUGACUGAAGUGAUUCCAAAACUCUGAUAUUGUUAAAAAAAAUUACGAUAAAAAUUGAAAAUUAGCUUUUACAAGAAAAAACAAAAAAAAUUAGCCUUUUAAUGAAAAAAUUAAGAAAAAAAAAUGAAA